This is a messenger RNA of Myotis davidii, 759 nucleotides long. RefSeq names its product protease, serine 37 (gene PRSS37). Gene Ontology annotation, cellular component: acrosomal vesicle. The record is from RefSeq and is a predicted model, not a curated record. Gene Ontology annotation, biological process: positive regulation of acrosome reaction; proteolysis. Bases 1 to 708 code for a protein of 235 amino acids. The transcript is spliced from 5 exons. Gene Ontology annotation, molecular function: serine-type endopeptidase activity. NCBI's taxonomy places the organism in Eukaryota, Metazoa, Chordata, Mammalia, Chiroptera, Vespertilionidae.
AUGAAAUUUAUCUUCUGUUUGAGUGUCCUUGUUGGAGCAUUUUUCUUCACUCACUCGUCUGUGCAGAAAGAAGACCAUGCUCCCUAUUUGGCAUACCUCAAGUCUCACUUCAACCCCUGUGUGGGUGUCCUCAUCAAAAAAAACUGGGUGCUGGCCCCAGCUCACUGCUACUUAACAAAUCUGAAAGUGUUGCUGGGAAAUUUCAAGAUCAGAGUCAAAGAUGGGACAGAGCAGACCAUUAGCCCCAUCAAUAUUAUCCGCUACUGGAACUUCAGUGAUAGCUACCCCCAGGAUGACCUCAUGCUCAUUAAGCUGGCCAAGUCAGCCAACUUCAGCCACAAAGUCCAGCCCCUCGCCCUCGCCACCAGCAACGUCCGGCCAGGCACCGUCUGUCUGCUUUCAGGUCUGGACUGGAGUCAUGACAACAGUGGCAGGCACCCUGACCUGAGGCAGACCCUGGAGGCCCCUGUGAUGUCUGAUAAAGAGUGUCAAACAACCGAGCAAGGAAAAAGCCACAGGAACGCCUUAUGUGUGAAAUUUGUCAAAGUGUUCAGCCGAAUUUUUGGGGAAGUGGCUGUCGCUACUGUCAUCUGCAAAAACAAGCUCCAGGGGAUCGAGGUCGGACACUUCAUGGGUGGGGAUGUCGGCAUCUACACCAAUGUUUACAAAUAUAUACCCUGGAUUGAGAACACCACUAAAGACAAAUGAGACCCUGCUACUCGCUCUGCAGCCCACCAGCUCCACACCCGACUCUGCUAC